Salmo salar (Atlantic salmon) is the source of this 2750-nucleotide messenger RNA. The record is from RefSeq and is a predicted model, not a curated record. NCBI's taxonomy places the organism in Eukaryota, Metazoa, Chordata, Actinopteri, Salmoniformes, Salmonidae.
GAGGGAUAGAGUGAGAGGGAUAGAGUGAGAGGGAUAGAGUGAGAGGGAUAGAGUGAGAGGGAUAGAGAGAGAGGGAUAGAGAGAGAGGGAGAGAGCUAAAGAGAGAAAGAGUGAUAUAGAGAGACGGAGAGAGAGAUAUAUAAAGAGAGAGACGAGAGAGAGACGAGAGAGAGAGACCGGAGAGAGAGACGGAGAGAGAGACGAUGACCAUCAACACGCUGACUAAAGUAGGAGCUCAGAGGGAGCAGAUGUAUUGCCUCAGAAAGAUGGAGAGAGUGAUCGUAGCGAUGCAAGAUCCUGACAUGGGGAUGAAGAUGAGAAACCAGAGACUCCUCAUCACCGUUAUACCCCACGCCAUGACUGGUAAUGACGUCAUCGAGUGGCUGUUUCAGAAAUACAAUAUAACAGAGGAAGAGGCGCGUAACCUGGGAGGACUCCUGGUGCAGUAUGGGUACAUCUAUCCUCUGAAGGAGCCUCGCUCUCUACUACUGAGAUCUGACGACUCUCCUUACCGCUUCCAGACUCCAUAUUUCUGGACCAGUAGCCGUUGGCCUGCCUCAGAGCUGGACUAUGCGAUCUAUCUGGCUAAGAAGAACAUCAGGAAACAGGGUGAGCUGGUGGACUACGAGAAGGAGAACUACAGCGUCCUGAACAAGAGGAUUAACCACACCUGGGACUUUGUGGUGAUGCAGGCUAGAGAACAGCUCAGGGCCUCAAAGCAGAGAAAGAAGGCUGACCGUAUCGUUCUGGAGUGUCAGGAGCAAGCCUACUGGCUGAUCAACAAACCAUGUCCAGGAGCCUUUGACCUGUUGGAUCUGGGACCUGAGAGAUGCAACGUCCUCAGCUCCCGAGUCACACUGAACACUGACCACUACAAGAGAGAGAUUGAACACAGUAGAAGAGCUCUGGGGAGAAACCGUGUCAAGUCCUCCAUCUGUCUUGAGAGCUUCAUGAAGUACAGUGAGCAGUAUCUCCACCAUGACCCCAUCAUGUCAGGCUGUCUCCCUAGCAACCCCUGGAUCUCUGACGACACCUCACACUGGACCAUCAACACUGACAUGGUGGACACUCCAACCAGGCUGAGAGUGGAGCGGUGGAGUUUCAGCUUCAUAGAACUUCUGAACGACUCGAUGGGAAGACGAGAGUUUAUGAUCUACCUGGAGAAGGAAUUCAGUGCGGAGAACCUGUGUUUCUGGGUGGCCUGUGAGGACCUGAGGCAUGGAGAGAGCUCCAAGAUCAUCCUGAAGGUAGAGGAGGUUUACAAGAACUUUCUGGCACCUGGUGCAGCUCGCUGGGUGAACAUCGAUAGUCGGACCAUGGAGAGAACACUGGAGGGAAUCAAACGACCUCAUCGCUUCAUUAUGGACGACGCCCAGAUGCACAUCUACUUCCUCAUGAAGAAGGACUCCUACCCCAGGUAUCUGAAGUCUGAGCUGUAUAAGGACAUGCUGGCCAAUGCCAUCGUUCCCCAGGAGACCAAGAAGAGUGUAUUUCCCUUCAUGAGGCGACAGCGUCACUCCAGCCCCUCUCCUGCCAUGGUUACCCAGGCAACAGAAGAUGAUGGAAAGGCUAAAGGGGCGGGACCAACAGGAACAAGCUCCGCAACCAACUCUCAGAUCUGAUAGCCAUGGGAACACCACAACCACCAUGUUCAUAACAACCAGAUCUGAUCGCCAUGGGAACACCACAACCACCAUGUUCAUAACAACCAGAUCUGGUCACCCUUGUAUCACUAUAGCAACCAUUCAUGACCUUGGAUCUACUUCUAGAAGUAAUAUUACAGUCUAGUAGUUAUAUUUAUUAUAAGUUAUAUUUAUGAAUAUAGAAUUAUGGGUAUAGUUUAUAUUAUCUUCUAGAAGUAAUACUACAGUCUAGUAGUUAUAUUUAUUAUAAUAAUUAUAUUUAUUAUAAGUUAUAUUUAUGAAUAUAGAAUUAUGGGUAUAGUUUAUAUUAUCUUCUAUAAGUAAUACUACAGUCUAGUAGUUAUAUUUAUUAUAAUUUAUUAUAAGUUAUAUUUAUGAAUAUAUAAUUAUGGGUAUAGUUUAUAAAGACAAUCUGAAAGAUUUCCACUAUUCAAUUAAUGUAGAUUUAAGGCCAGUUUAUUUAUACUUGGUCUAAUAAUAUGUCUAUGGACAAUUAGAAUGUGACAAGUGUCGCUGGUCAAAACAAACCUUUAAUUUCUACUCCUGUUAGAAUGUCUGUAGACUGUCAAGUUUCCUUUGUUGCAGACACACUGGGGAAAAAAAGUUCUCGUCUCCACGGCGACUGUAGCGGUCCGUUGUCGCGGUUACCGAACUGCCACGGCAACCGGACCAGAAUCCUCCUGUGACCAGAUGAUGCAGUAGUUCUAAAGUUCUCAGAUAGAAUGACAGUAGUUCUAAUGGUCUCAGAUAGAAUGACAGUAGUUCUAAAGGUCUCAGAUAGAAUGACAGUAGUUCUAAAGGUCUCAGAUAGAAUGACAGUAGUUCUAAAGGUCUUAGAUAGAAUGAAUGACAGUAGUUCUAAAGGUCUCAGAUAGAAUGACAGUAGUUCUAAAGGUCUCAGAUAGAAUGACAGUAGUUCUAAAGUUCUCAGAUAGAAUGACAGUAGUUCUAAAGGUCUGAAAGAGAAUGACCUGGUUUUUUAUUUCGUCACUCUGGAGCAGUCAACUAUUUUCUGUCAGCUCACAAUUUUCUUUUAAAUAACGAUGUUGUGGAUUUUAUGUUCCUGUAAUAAUGAAUUAAAAAAAGUAGUAAGAUUGUUGUCAGCUA